UGAAUGUUCAAGUUUUCACUACUUCAGGUAUUAUGGGUUACGUCAAAAGUAACCCCUUACGUGAUUGGAAAGUUAACUCUUAGGGGGGAAAAAAGUUGUCUGUAAGAAGAAAAGAGAUUCUGUGGGGAUGUCUCAUGUCUGAAUAUAUAUAGUUUCCCUUUCUUCUUGACCACUCUUUUCCAUUGCCAAAGUCUGGUUUGCAGUGGACCUCUGAGUCACCACCACCAGGUAGCUUUUCUAACAAAGACAAUGUGCUAAUCUGAGAAAAGCUACACAAAUUCAUAGAUAGUUUUUAUUAUAAUGCAAUGAUUUCUACUUACAGUAGUCUGGUCGAAUUGGAUGAAAGAAGGUGGUUUAUUAUAAGUGAGGAAAAAGGAAGAGAAAACAGGAAUACAACAGCAAAUAUAUUAGGUGAUCUACAUCUAAGAAAUUGUAAAACCAAUUUUAUACUUGUUCUACAUCGCCAUUACCAUCAAAACCGACCAUUUGUUGAGCUACAGUUGCGAUGCUCAGACUUACUGAUCUGUCAAACUUGUUCUAUGUUCAUACCAGAGAUUGUCAAAGCUGGUGCACCUGCAGUUUACCUCGUGAUGGGAGUCUGUCACUGGGACUCUGUGACUGAUUCAGCCUUCGAACUGUCCAUUUCCUACUCUCAUUCCUCGCACCCACGACGUUUAUAAGCAAAAGCCCACUGGUUGUUCAGUUGGAACCUGAAACCGUGAAAUCACCUACUAAGCAUUUGUGCACAUCCUCCUCAAGUUUGAAUUAGCAAUCCCAUUCCGACGUGUUACUGCUUAAUGCAUUUGGCCUGCAUCCCUUCUUAACUUUCAGCUUACCCCAACAGUUAGACAAAUCAGAACUCCCAGCGCCAUGUUUGAGUUUUAUGACCCGGUCCGAGUUGUCCUUUAACAUAUCUGAGUGGAACCUGCUCAUCUGUCCUUCCUUAGCACUUAGCAGCAGCUUGCCGCCUGAAACAUACAAAAAGAAUCAUAAUCCAUGUAGAACGCCCUGCAUCCCUCACAGCAACAGGCAGGCAGAAAUAGUAUAAAGAUGAGCAGAAAACAAAGGGAAGUUGUAUUUUCAAUAUGCAGACUGCAUAACUACUCCCAAGUAAAUGAACAGCUAGUGGUCAGUACUAAGCAGGGCUACCUCAUUGUUCAUCCCGGCCAUUUCCUUUCCAGCUAUGCUUAAACACUUCAACCUCCAAAUCUGUCAUCUAUGGACAUGACUCACAUGACAGCAAUUAAAACAGUAUCUCUCGGCUACCUUUUCAACAGCUUCUUUGCAUUUCCUUUACUUAGAAGUUGAGAAUUUAGUCUUCGGCAAGAUCGAGGAACACUCAUCUAUACUAAGUAGUACUGAGAAGGGUACAAGCAAUUUUUCUGAAGAAGAAACUCUGAAACCAGCAAUAUCAGUAAUGUACAACCGACAUCUGUAUUUCUACCUAAUGUUUAUAUAAACACGUGUCGAUUAAAUUUAGGGGAAGGUGGUUGUUCUAUACAUCAAGCAACCACAGAAAGAAAAGAUUUGGUGCUUAAGCAUUACUUAACUGUCCAAGAGCAAAUCUAGGCUUGCACAUCACAGUAACAGAUCAGUUUUUUUCACUCCAGAAGCCACAUGACAUUGGUUCUCCACUUCCCCUGUUUCCUUCCGUCCUUCAAAUCUUCAAAUCUAAGGCACAUCUGGCUUCAUGGAUCUUAUUAUAGAUGGAAACGUUAGGCUUUAAUCCUUUACCAAUCAUACUGUUCAAUAACACUUCUGCAUGUUGGCAUUUCCCAUCCUUACACAAGACUGCAAUGGUAGAGUUAUAACUAGCCACAUUUGGAACUAAUCCUUUACCCUCCAUUUCCUCAAGCAACCUCAAGGCCCUGUAGGAGCUACCUUCAUUGCAGUAUCCAUUAAUCAUUGUGUUGUAUAUUACAUCACUAGGCUCCAACGGUAUUUCUCUCAUGGAUCUAAAUACUUUUGCAGCAUCUUUCAUGUUCCCACUUUUGCAGAAUCCAUUUAUUAACACUCCGUAAGUGUAGGCAUCAGGAACCAAACCAGCAUUCUUCAAAGAGGACAAAAGUUGAAAUGCUUUCUCCAUAUCCCCAGACUUCACAUAAGUAUUAAUUAAGAUUGUAUAUGUCACCGCAGAAGGAGUGAAACCUCUGUCUUCCAUCUCCCGGACCAAAGCAGUCACUCUCCCUAAAUUACCAGCACUAGAAUACCCCUGAAUGAGAACAUUGUAGGUAACCAACGAUGGCGAUAGCCCAUUCAACUGCAUUUCAUCUAACCAACUCAAAGCCUUGUCAAACAUUCUCGUGCUACAAAAUCCACCUAUGAUAUUGUUAUAUGUGAUCAAGUUUGGAACAACACCUGCACCUUUCAUUCGACUGACAAGCUUCUCUGCUUCCCAGAUUCUCAUAUCUUUACACAUCCCACCAAUAAGAAUAUUGUAUGAAACCACGUUAGCCACAAUGCCACCUUCACACAUUUCUUCAAACAUAGCAGAAGCUCUGUCCAUUUUCCCUUCAUUGCAGUACUCAUUAAUCAAGCAAUUAUAGGUAUAGAGAUUAGGAAGCACUCCACUCAGCUGCAUCUUCUCGUACAACUUAAACCCAUCUCUUCUGAGUCCUUUCUUAAAGAGUCCAUUAAUCAAAGCAGUGUAAGUAUACUCAUUAGCAGCCAAACCCAACUCCCACAUUUUAUUGAACAGCAAUUUUGCCCUUUCAAUAUCACCCUUCUUACCACAGCCGUCAAUUAAAGUAGUGUAUAUAACAACAUUUGGAGAUAGACCCAUCUCCUCCAACUGGGCCAUAACCUUAAAAGCUCUAUCUAAAUCACCAGACUCGCAACAACCUUUCACCAUUAUCCCAAAACUGUACACAUCAGUUUCAACCCUCCCUUUCACUCCUUGGAAAAAAUUCCAGGACCUUUCAUAACAGCCUGCCUUAACAAGACAACCCAACAGGUUAUUGAAUGUCACGGCUCCAGGAGCAAGGCCUCUCUCAAGCAUUUGAUUGAAGUAGAACAGAGCAUCAUCUGUUAACUGGGAAUGAACAUGGGCAUUGACAAUGGACUCAUAUACAAGGGCACUAACUGAUGAGGUUGAAUUCAAGCUGGGUUGUGUUAAAUACUGGAGGAGAGAUGAAACAGAGAAGAAAGGUGAAGAGAUUCGAUUAGAAAGUACCCGCUGAAGAAGCGACUGCGCAUCCGAUACCAUGUUGGAGUGAAGGAGAUGUUGGAGGACUAAGGAAACGGAAUGGCUACUGUGAUGGACACCCUGAAGAACAGAGGAGUUGAAGACUGAAAGAGCCCAGGAAGGGGGGACUUUCACCAUCUUUGGGACUACAAACAAAGCCUGACUGUGUCUCUCCAGCAUCGCUCUGUUCAUUUGCCUUUUCUUGGCGACUUAGCCGGAGAAUGUCAAAUGAAUUAGGUCGUGCCGGCUGCCGGAGGUUGCUUCCAUGGGCGAAGGGAAGAGAUGAGUUGAAACUCCUAGGUACAACCGAAAAUCAAUCAACCCAUCAACCCACCGAGGGCCUUUUUGGGAUUACAUCGUUACAGUACCGGCUAGGUUAAGGGCAAAGAGCCAAAGAGUCAAAGAGGCUAUUUUACGAGUCUUGGCCUGGAAUUUUGGGCUCCUUCUCUCUUCCAAUUGGUUGGUAGCCUGGUACUCAGCUUGGCCGUAUUGAAAGUGAGAAACUUUUGAAGUGAUGGGGAAAUGGCCAUUUGCCGGACCCUGCUCAGUUAUUCCCAGCUCCAUCGCCCUCCUCGGCAUCAGAUGCUCUCCACCAUAGUACCCACUUUGUCAUUCUCAAACUACCCUCCUAAGUUGCACGAAUUCACCAAAUUGCCACCUCUCUAUACCUCUUUGAAGCGCUUAACCGGACCAUUAGAGCUCAGAACUUUAUCAGCAUCUUCGUCGUCGUCGUCAUCAUCAUCCAUGGAGUCUCCCCCUGAAGGUUACAGAAGAAACGUGGGUAUCUGUCUCAUCAACCCAUCUAAGAAGAUAUUUGCUGCUUCAAGACUGGACGUACCGGAUUCUUGGCAGAUGCCGCAGGGUGGCAUUGACGAGAAUGAAGAUCCAAAAGCUGCUGCUCUCAGAGAACUCAAAGAAGAGACUGGAGUCAGCUCCGCAGAGAUUCUUGCUGAGGUUUUUCAUUUAGACAUAAUUUUGCUUUCACUACUGUAUGCCCCUGGUUAGAAAGCCUGAUUCCAAUACAAAGGUUGCACUUGAUCCAAAUAUAUAACGAUCAAAUCAGUUUCAGCCAGCUAAGAUGCACAGGUGAUUUCUACCAAUUAGAUUUGGCAGAAUCUAAUAAGAGAAGUAGAAUAGUUACAGUCUAUUUGGUUUCCCAGUUGCUCAGGCCUUGUUUUCUUUCUUUUUCCCCCCUGAUAAAUGAGAAGAUUGAGAUUUGACGAUCAUGCCAAGAUUGCGAUCUUUAUACUUUGAAUUCGUUGUAUAAUCAGAUGGUGUCUAUGCAAGGUUUAACAACAAGGUAUCAUGAUCGCGUUAUUGUUGCAGGCACCACAUUGGUUGACAUAUGACUUCCCACCACAAGUUAGGGAAAAGCUUAAUCAACAAUGGGGAACUGACUGGAAAGGUCAAGCACAAAAAUGGUUUCUGCUCAAGUUCACUGGGAAGGAAGAGGAGGAGAUCAAUCUGCUGGGUGACGGCAGUGAGAAACCAGAGUUCGGGGAAUGGUCAUGGAUGUCAGCUGAAGAAGUAAUCGAUCGUGCAGUAGAUUUCAAGAAGCCUGUCUACAAGGAAGUGUUCGGAGCCUUCCACCCUCAUCUUCAGUAAAUACAAGAAGAGGAGCUUUUGGCUUGGCAACUAUGUUCGAGAUUCAUCAGAAACUUGCAUACAUUUCCUUGUAAUGAUCUGCACCUCCAUUCUCCCGGAGAUGGAUCAUUACGAUAAAAAAAAUUGGUGUAUGCAUCGUGCCUUGAAAUCGGUUGACAUGUUCAAAUAAAUUACUGACUGCUUGACGCCUUGAUUGAACACUAUAUGCCAUAUUAUGUAGCUAUAAAUUUUUAUUGAUAUUUAUACUCUGAUUAGGUCGAUCUAUGAAAGAGUUUGAUCGACAGUUAUAAAUAUAAACUACAC
This is a messenger RNA of Linum tenue, 5092 nucleotides long. The record is from the annotation of a GenBank genome assembly. Lineage: Eukaryota; Viridiplantae; Streptophyta; Magnoliopsida; Malpighiales; Linaceae.